Molecule: messenger RNA, 3394 nt
Organism: Saccostrea cuccullata (small rock oyster)
Lineage: Eukaryota; Metazoa; Mollusca; Bivalvia; Ostreida; Ostreidae
Exons: 4
Coding region: 96-728 (210 amino acids)
Source: RefSeq, a predicted model, not a curated record
CAAACCGGAUGUAUAUGGUAUGAUGGUGCGAUGGUUUGAUGCGUAAUUUUGUCCACUGAAUAGUUUGGACUUAUUAUUUGUGGGUAUUCUUCACAAUGAAAGAAGUGUUUUCAUGGAACCGACUUGCAUUAGUUGGUAUAAUUUUUCUAGAUUUUUUCCUCUUUAUGACAGAUGGAAGCAGCUUUUAUCCUCACCUGAAUUUAAAUUUAACGAGUCUUUGCAACGAUGAGGCAAUCUUUGAAGCAUUGCCCAAGUACAGCAUAAUAAACAGUUCUUGUGCAUUAUCAUACAUUAAUAAUAGACCUAUUUCAAAUGAGGUGAACAAUGGCAAAAUAACUUACAAAUUUAAUGCCAGCAGUAACAUUUUUAGAAUUCCAUUAAAUGGGGAACAUAUCUUAUACAAUGUUGUAUUGAAUUGUGUGAAAGAUUUAGAAAGAACAUCACAAUUUUCCAAUUCUAUAGAUAAAAUUACAGCUACAUGCCACAGAGAUCAAGAAGUUAUCACUACCACUGAAUCGGAGGUGAUCUAUAAGGAACAUGCCAUUUUUUCGUCCUCUGUUCAGGAUAUUGUUCUGGGGAUUGUGUUCAGUGUCCUGGCUUUACUGAUUGUGUUUGUGACGGUGUAUUAUCAGUACAGAAGGUAUCGACGACAACGCAGAAUGCAGCAAUAUCUCAGUACCCCACAUACAGAUCCAUUUGAAAGACUACAGGAUCAUAUGGAAGAGUAAAUGGUCCAUAAUAGUUCACCGUUUUAUCAAGCAGUGACACCACCAUUUCUAUCACACAGUGACAAGUUUCUAUCAAACAGUGACUGAGUGAUCCACAUGAUGUAUAUGCAGUCCCAGUUUUCUUUCCAGCUGUACUGGUCAGAGACCAGAAGAGCUUAUGGGAUAGUCAGGUGUCUGUCAUCUGUCAGUCUGUCCAUCUGUUUGUAAACAAUACUACAUGUAGUAUUUCAAAAUGCUACUCCUCCUAGUUUUUGUCCAAUUUUAAUAUUACUUUGCACACAAGUAGACUACUCUAAGAUUGACAACUUAGUGCAUGCAUGUUGUUUUUUUUUUAUGAAUCGGGUUGCCAUGGCUACUAAAAAUAGAAAUUUCUGUGAAAUUCCUUUAAAACGCAACGAGACAGUUUUGUUUGAUUUCAAUAUAACUUGGUACACAAGUAGACUUUGCUAAGACAAUAAUUUACUGAAAAUUUUUUAUUACUGUAAAAUUAAUUCAGAUGGCUACCCCUGCAACAGUUUUAAUCUGCAAUAAAUCUUGCCACAAAGAGACUUAACCAAGGAAUAUUAUUCAUUUAUUGCUGCUACGUAGUUUCAAGUGAAAGUGCUACUUUUCCUUUAAUUGUUAUAAAUACCAGUAGAGCUGCAGUCUCUUCAGAGACUUCUGGUUUAUUAUCACAUUUAUUAUUAUAUCCACCAAAAAUGUGCUUGCAUCGUCCAAUACAAGUGGAGCCAUGCUUUGUUUAUAUAUUUUUUGUUAAUAUGUACUUUCCUUAGUCUUUCAUACAUUGAACUAUUAUAAUGAUUAUUGUGCUUUUGUAAUUUAUGCCCUUGAAAAUGAAGCUUUGUUGAUAUUUGUAUUGUUUUUAGAUGUGAAGUUUUUCUCUAUUUAUUGAAUUUAUAAUAAAACUUGUAAAAUCUGGACACCCCAGGUUCAAAAGAAAAGAAAUAGGCUGGUUUAGACAUCAUUCAGAAUUAAACAACAUUUCAAAUGAUUUAUUUUUCUGAAGGGGAACUAAUUACAGCUAAUAUUGUAUAUUGUGCAAUAUUUCAGAAAACACAACAUUGGUAUUUGAUAAGAAUCACUAUACCAAUAACAAUCAAAGACAAAAAUUGCAAUUUUAUUUGGAAUUUGUUAUUGUUUUUAAAUGGUCAUAUUUUAAGGGUAGAAGGGGGAAGGGAAAUACUUUUUACAAUGUUGAAACCAAAUUCUUGAAUUAGAAGAUUAUCUAUGAAAUUGUUGAAUCAUGUAAAAAUAAAUUUUAACUAAAAGACCAUCUUUUUAAAAGCUUGGGUGACCAAAACUAAGGAUUAAUUUUCAAUCAUUUCAGUUUAUUAAAUUGAAUUAUGGCAUUAUUAUUACUAUGAUGUAUGAAUUAUAUUUUGAUUUAGAAAAAUGGCAUAGAAGCAUGGUAAAUUUACACGUACCUGUAUUAUUACAUUUUAUGUUCAGGUUUGAUUUUUUCUUGAUGUUUACUUAAAACAGUUUUGAAAGAUGUUAAUUUUGUAAAUGAGAAAUCACUUUGUUCACUAGACCAUUAGAGAAACUGCUUUUUAUCUUUAAUGUUAUUUGUUGGUUGAUAUGAGAAGUAUGAGCUAAUGUACACUGACAGGUAACUACAGAAAACAUGUAACCAUCAAAACAUUGCUAUUCUCACUAAUGCUUAUUGGCCUUUAUAGGAAAAAUAUUGACUGCAGAAUAAUAGAAAUCAGGAUAUAUUACCAUUUUACUGGCUUGUCUUCUACUGUAGCAUAAUACUACAAUGGUUUACAUGUAAAUUAUUUAAUAAUGUUGAAAUUUUUGCCACAUUUUAUUAAUUUUUUGUGCCAUAUUAAUAAUCCUACUUUACAUUCUAGUAGUCAUAGUUUCUUACUGUAAUGUUUAAUGAUGGAAUAUAUCUCUAUUUGGCAUUUGAUUGAUUCAUCUCGACCUCAUUUGCCAUUGUUGACAAGUUUUAAUUUAUCUUAUGAAAAAUAUUUCUGAAAUGAUUUAAAAAUUCAUACAAAGAAAAAUGGUUAGAAAAGUCAUAUUACACAGAGUUCAGAAAUUUCUCUGAGAAAAUGUCAUAGGGUUGGGGGAAACUAAUUAGAUUGAGGGGGAAGAAGCUUUGAGCUUUUGUCUUUUUAACAUCACAAGAUGAAGGGAGGGAUGAAAUUUAAUCAGAUGAUUAUUUAAUUGAUAUAAAUUUAAAAUAUUUUUAAGGCUUUAAUUAAAAAAAUGAUAUAUUCAGUGCAUAAUACAGUACAUGUAUAUUUUUAUUCAAGAAUAUACUGGUAUUUUAAAGCAUUCUUUGUUUUGGUUGGUAAUAUUUCUUGUAUGAUAAUGUAUGUAUGUAAUUUCUCAGAAUACAUUCCAGUUUCUUGUUUUUGUAAAGUGAUACAUAGACCCCCAUUUCUCUCACCCUAAGGUUGAAUGUUUUAUUGUAUAUGCACAAUAAUAUGUGAUUGGUCAUAAAAAAAUUGCAAUCAUGCAACUUCAGUACAUAUACACAUAUCUUUUUUAGCACUUUAGUCUCAUUACUAUUGUAUCAGAUUUUUUUUUAUGUUGUCUUAUUAUACUUAGUGCUGUUGUAAGAUAUAUUAUUCUUAAUUUACCAAGUAGUUUAUGUCGAUGGUACAGUGUAGCUUGUAUUUAUUGAAGCCAGUCCAUAAAUAAAUAGUAAAACUAAA